CCGUCCCAGGACCUAAUGGCGGCUGCGGCGAGGAACCUGGUGCUGCGGCACCUCCGCUUGGCCGCGGCCCCCGCGUCAGCGGCGUCCAUCCGGCCGGCGGCGGCGCUGCAGGGGGCCCUGUCGGGCCGGCGGUGGAUGUCGUCGGAGGACGCCAAGGGGUCCUUCCUCGACAAGGACGAAGUCACCGAGCGCACCAUCAAGGUCGUCAAGGACUUCCCCAAGAUCCAAGACCCGUCCAAGGUGAAACCAGAUGCCCGCUUCAAGGAUGAUCUUGGCCUGGACAGUCUGGACGCGGUGGAGGUUGUGAUGGCCUUGGAGGAGGAAUUCUGUUUCGAGAUACCUGACGAUGAAGCUGACAAGAUUGACUCCAUUAAAGUUGCGGUGGACUUCAUUGCCUCACACCCGAAAGCCAAAUGAGCGAAUGGAUUCUGUGAUAUACUUGCUUAAGUUUUACUGCCAUGACUUUGUGGUUAGAUGAGAAACACUCCCUCUGCAUGCUAUCUGUUCCUGGGGUUCCUGCACUGUACGGAUGCUAGUGUCCCAUUUCGUACACCGUCUUCCCCAAAAUAAUAUGUUUGGUUGUGAGAAAGAACUCGUUUUCUUAUAUGCAGUUUUUGUUAGCUGUUAAAGAUCUAUGUCCG
Lolium rigidum is the source of this 641-nucleotide messenger RNA. Its product is annotated as acyl carrier protein 2, mitochondrial-like. Bases 16 to 417 code for a protein of 133 amino acids. Gene Ontology annotation, biological process: fatty acid biosynthetic process. The record is from RefSeq and is a predicted model, not a curated record. Gene Ontology annotation, cellular component: mitochondrion. Gene Ontology annotation, molecular function: acyl carrier activity; acyl binding. NCBI's taxonomy places the organism in Eukaryota, Viridiplantae, Streptophyta, Magnoliopsida, Poales, Poaceae. The transcript is spliced from 2 exons.